AUGUCCUUUUAUCGCAGUCGUUGCAUCCACACUGCUCUGGCGAGCGUGGCUGAUGCCACCACACCAACGGCGGGUUUUCCCCCUCGCAGUACCAUGGAUCCCUAUCAUCUGCCAAGGAUGUACACAGAAGCGCUGCAGAUAGCUAACGCGCAUCCCUGGACCGGCAACAGUGCUGUGAAACCACGUUGUACACUCUUAAUCCUACUAGAAGGAUUCCAGGAUGUAUUAGGUGAUUUCGAAACGGCCACAACAAUUGCAAAGUCAGUUCGCACCAUAGAGGAACUCGAACCCCUCUGGUUCGAGGAAGAGUUCAGCGCCAUCAUCCUAUUCUCGCCAGCUCACUACACCGAGCCAAUGCAAUGGAAGAGCGCCUGGUACUUACUGAUGAAGAGCCAAGUAGACGAACUCACGGCGAGGCUGGCGACGUCCUUGAAUCAAGUACGCCCAGAUAUGCAAGCUCAAGAGCCGACAGCCCGUGACAGGAACGAACGUUGGGACAGCGAGGCGCCAGAGGUCAAUCUCCAGCGGACGAUCGAGUCCAUCCUGUCGGCAGUCUUCCAACGCAUCGACAGUCGGACGACGUUCUCAUCAACAAGCGAUGUACGACAUGUGGACUGGCGAUGUCCUGGCAAGCUGUUGUGUCAAGGAGUUGAAGUGGAAUGCUCCGUGGAAGCAACAUUGAUCGAUAUUAUUCCCAAUGCCCCAUUUGGAGCCCUCAAAUUUUCGUCACCUUAUGAACUGGCCCGAAUGUUAUCUGUUUUGACCCAGUCUCAUAUUCCGGAAGCCUGGCGGACUGCCAGACUCUUGGAUCGGUCAUACGAUCUUAUAACGCCAGGCGGACUCGGCAUGGCACUAUCGUUCUACCAGCAACACUGUAUUCAUUCCACACUGGUAUCUGUAGCUGAAGCCGGAAGUGUGCUUCCUGAACAUCCACCUCGUAGCGGAUGGGAUCCCUGUAAUAUGGCAGUCGUUACGGAUGCAGCACGACGUUACGCUUCGAAUCACCCGUGGACUAAUUCAUCAUGGAAAGAUUUGACGUCAAGAAAAAACCUUAUCAUACUGCCAGCUGGAUUCGAGAAGGUAGUGGACUGCCUUAAGGCCGAAAAUCAGAUAGCUGUCGUCAUGAAAAAACCUGAAGAUUUGCAACCGGACUGGUUGAAUGAAGACUAUUCUUCGAUACUACUGUUUAGUCCGGCGGAGUUCGCCGGCACCACAAGAUGGCGCGGAGCGUGGACGCUCUUACUGCAGUCGGUGGCCAGAGGCACGGAACUGAUUGCAAUUGCUGAACCGAUGAACGACAAGCAGUGGAAGAAAUCCGUGGAUAUGCUACAAGGCUUCUUCACAGAAACAAUAGCUCAACGUUCAUCUUUAAAGGAUCGUUUACAAUUUCUACUGUCCCUUCGCUCGCAGCAAAAGGCAUAG
Molecule: messenger RNA, 1422 nt
Organism: Cooperia oncophora
Lineage: Eukaryota; Metazoa; Nematoda; Chromadorea; Rhabditida; Trichostrongylidae
Source: the annotation of a GenBank genome assembly